AUGAAAACUACUUCUAAUACUAUUUUCAACGAAGCAUCUUCAAUAAAGGCCAUUGAAUCAUUGAGACAUCGUUGUUCACAAGAUGGAAAUUUAUUGAAUGAUGAAAUAGUUCAUUUGAUAUUAAAUAUUGAUUACAAUAAUAUAAAAUCACCGAUAUCAAAUGUAUCCAAUUUUAAUUGUUUUAGCAACAUCCCGAUAAUUAUUCCAUUAAAACAUAGUAAAAUGAUUAAAAAUAUCAGAGAUGUGAAAAUACUAAUGAUUACUAAAGAUCCAGUUAGUGUAUAUACCGAGAAAUUAAGGGUUUUAGAUGAAUAUUUGCCUCCAAUUAGUAGUAACGAACAAAACCAACGAGGGAAAGUCGCAAACAACGAUAUUUCUUGGAGGCAGAGUAAAAAAUUGAAAAGUGUCAGUAAGAAUUAUAAGCCUAAGGGAUUAAGUGACUCCAGAAUGAAUAUGGGCAAAGAAAUUAUAGACUUAAACACAGCCAAUACCAAAAAUAAGAACAUCAAUGGUGCUAGUAAUAAUGAGGUUGAAGAUUCAGAGACUGAAAUUUUUGGAAAAAUCAUUUCAGUACAAAAAUUAAAGAAGUUGAAAAAGGGUGAUUUGAACGCUUUAUUUAAGGCUCACGAUGUAGUAAUGUGUGAUCAUCGUGUAGUGCAUUUAUUACCGAAGAUAUUGGGCAGUACUUUUUAUAAUCAUCAUAAAAAGGUUCCAUUUACAAUUAAAUUUACUCGUGGAGUUGCCAGUCACGCAAAGGCCUCAUUAAAAAAGGGCAAAACUUUGACUUCAAGGCAUCACAGUAGCGCCAACAAAUUGAGUAAAUUCCAAAUAGCCAAACAAGAGAUUAUUGAUCCAAAGUAUAUAUACACCCAGAUGAAGAGCGUUUUAAAAAAUACAUUUUAUAUUUUACCAUCCGGUAUUCAAGAAAGAAAGAAUGAAAUCAAAAAACUUAAAAAUAAAGAAGCUCUCUUGGAUGCCAAAAUUAAUCCGAAUAAAAAAACUACUAAUAAAGAUGAUACAAGUAAAAAUAAUGAUUGUAUCUGUUUAAGCAUCAAUGUUGGUAAUAUUAAAAAGCAUACAACAGAUGAAAUUAAAUAUAAUAUCCAAGAUGUGAUUGAAUAUGUGGAGAAUAAUCUAAUCAAAAAUGUUAGUGCACAUGAUUCUAAUAUGUAUUUAAAAACAGCUAAUAGCAUUAGUUUGCCCAUUUGA
Messenger RNA from Saccharomycodes ludwigii, 1209 nucleotides. It is a transcript of the gene UTP30, whose product is annotated as Utp30p. Lineage: Eukaryota; Fungi; Ascomycota; Saccharomycetes; Saccharomycodales; Saccharomycodaceae. The record is from RefSeq and is a predicted model, not a curated record. Bases 1 to 1209 code for a protein of 402 amino acids. The transcript has a single exon.